Molecule: messenger RNA, 300 nt
Organism: Lobosporangium transversale
Lineage: Eukaryota; Fungi; Mortierellomycota; Mortierellomycetes; Mortierellales; Mortierellaceae
Exons: 2
Coding region: 1-300 (99 amino acids)
Source: RefSeq, a predicted model, not a curated record
AUGUCAACGCUCACAGCAAUGGCAGCAAUAAUGGCGAUAGCAGAAAAGGUGUUCGCAUCAACAGAGUCAAUAUCAAUGGCGACAAUUAAAACAGCAAUACAUCCGCUCCGAUUUUACAGCCCGAAUGUUGGUGCAGAUACAGCAAGACCUUCAGCAGCUCGUCCAGAAUUCUUUUUAUCUGAGGCUCAAAGAUCUAACUGUCCAGCGAAUUUGGCAUCGUUAAGGCUAUGCAUUCAGGAGUAUGAGAACAGGCAAUCAUCUGGCGGAUGUUCGCGACCACGACAAAAUCUGGACAGAUAA